Papilio xuthus (Asian swallowtail) is the source of this 2750-nucleotide messenger RNA. Its product is annotated as sphingomyelin phosphodiesterase 4. The annotation marks the transcript as partial. Gene Ontology annotation, molecular function: sphingomyelin phosphodiesterase D activity. Gene Ontology annotation, biological process: ceramide biosynthetic process; sphingomyelin catabolic process; glycerophospholipid catabolic process. The transcript has 14 exons. Lineage: Eukaryota; Metazoa; Arthropoda; Insecta; Lepidoptera; Papilionidae. The record is from RefSeq and is a predicted model, not a curated record.
AUUUUUAAAUCGCUAAAUUGCCGCCAAUUUCAUCUUAACUGAACUGUCAAGUUAAACUGACACUGACAGGGCUGGGCAUUCAUGUUAAUGGCAAGCAGUUAACGAUAAUAAAAGUUUGAUAAUAUUAGAAAAUUGCAAUUUACUAUAUAGGUUAAUAUAUGAAAAGAAUAAUACUAAAGUUUAGGACAAAGCCUUGUUUAUGAAAAUUAGAUUAUAAUUGAAAUGGCAAGUAGAAAACGAGAAGAACAAAAAUAAAUUUGUCAUUUUUAAGUAAAGAAAAUUUUUUUUUUUAAUAACCAGGAAUCACCGUAUCAAUUAUUUUAUUAAAGUUUUAUUCGUACUAUAUUGUCCAAUUCCAAAAAAUGGCGCAAGACCUUAUGAGUCAGUUUUAUGGAUGUUUCAAUUUACCUUUACAUGAAAGGAUAAUGGAGUUAAGUAGAAUUAUAGAGGUAGCAAGCCCUAACAAGGAUUUACAGACAUUAUUCCCUCAACUUGUUAAUAAUAUUUUUGCAUCUUCAUUGAAUAAUGGUUGGGGAUUGAAUUCAGUGACAUAUGAUGGAAACAGAAAUUUAUUUGAAAUUCUUAUAAGUUUCUUGGAACCUCAGGGGCCUAUGUUUCAAUUGUGCUACAAAUUAUUAUCAGAUCCUCAAUUGAAGUAUAAUCUUCCACUUAAUAUUCUACCUCUAGAUUUACAAGUGACAUUAGAAAGAGGUCGCUGUCCACAAUUUUAUGCUGAUUUGUUGACUGUUGAUCCUCAGUCAUUGAAAUUAAAUGUUGUUGGUUUGUCACUUAAUCCAUUUGAUUAUUACAUAUUUAAUUUUGCUUUAUAUUUAAUAAGUAAUAAUCAUAAUAAAACAUCCUGGGAAAAUUGGAACAGUGUUUACUUUGCACUGGCAUGUGACUAUCUAACACAUUUCUUGCCAACUGAUCCAAAUGUGCCUGUAUUGCCCCAUAUACCACACUAUAUGGGCAAGGUGCCAAUGGCAGCCCCACUGCAGACUGCAAACAGACCUCUAGGCUCACCAUCAUUGCUUCUUAUACCAGAUUUGUCAGGUAUUAGCAACCAACAUGCAUCCGCUCAAACACAAUCCAGGAAUGAGGUGUGGCGCUCAGAAACUGUCCUACAGGUUUUCAUUGAUAUUUGGAUGAGUAUUGAACAAUAUAGUAAUGGAAAUAUUGAUAACUUUCAACAAAAUUAUCCAGUUCUGACCUCUAGUCCUGAAAGAGUGAGAACAGUUCGCGUUCUUGUGAAGCACAUUCAUUCAUUUUCAGCUAAAUAUCUAUCAGAUCUAGCGACUCGUUCGUCGGCAUUAAGAAAAUACGCACGACAAAUCAUGUGUGCAAGAGCAUACCAUUAUGUGAAGCAUUUAGUAACAACAUGGCCUUUAGAUGCAUCAUUUAGAUUAGUUAUAGAAUUAUGGUUAAGUUUAAUUCAACCAUGGAGGUAUAUGGAUAGUGCAAUCACUCAGGAAAGGUUCCCCAGAGCACAACCACUUCAAGAGGAAGGUAACUCCAAUACUCUAGAUGCAAGCUACACCCAGUUCAUAGCAGAGAAUUUCCCAACAUAUACAUGUAUUUUCCAAAUGGUUUUACCCAGAUUUAUGAGGCUCGAUUUGACAACAUAUAAAAAUGCUGUAAUGUUGUUCCGUUUGGGAAAGGUAUUUUCUCAACAACAUCUUAUACCAAUUUUAUGGAAUCUAGAAAAAGCGAUGACGGAUAAUACCUCAAGUCUACAAAACAGUCCAGACAAUAGUUAUAAUAAUAUUUCUGCUGAACACAGUUACACGUAUAACGGCAUUUCAUUGAGUAAAUGGGUUGCCAUCGCUAAGCAAUCAAUUUCUGAAUUAAAUGUGACAGCUAAUUUUGAAUAUUGUCCUAUUUGGUCCGAAAAUAAGAAAUCAUAUAUGAUGGAGUUUAUAAAGAAAAUUCAUACAGCAAAAUUAAUUGCCGAGAAGAAUGUUGAAGAAUUCAAUAAGAGGAUAAAUCAACAUCAACAAGCAUAUUGGGCCCAUCGUAAUGUCCGUCGAGAUCCGAUCGCAGUGUUAGUGGUCAAGCCAACUAUAUUGCCUCGUUUUUGGGCAACUGUAAAGCACUGGCUGCUUAUAGUGAAUAAAGAUGAAGAUGAAUUACUUAUUGAAGAAAUGAAGAAGGUUCCGGAUUAUCUUAAUAACUGUAUACAUUAUUUUUGUAAUAUUUUUGGGGUAAAUGAUAAUAUGUUAUUAUCACUAGAAACAGGAAUAGAAGAUGUUUCCCAAGAGGAUGUAUCAUUUGAUAAUUCAUCCAAUUUUGCACUGUCUAUAACUAAUAAGUUGAGAAGCAAACCUACGUCUAUAAAUUAUAUGGGAGAUCCAGAUUUAAUGCCAAUCACAAGCUAUGAAAAUACCAUAUUAGUGAGGAUGUUUUAUCAAAUCGCAGCAAGAUUAAAUGAAAUCUAUGGAGACGAGUUCUGUGCAUUCUGGAAUCGAAAUGAUUUAUGUGGUUACGUGGCACGUGAAAUACUGCAGAAGCCAUGUACGAUUCAAACUUAUGUGCGGGAUGCCAGCAAUCGGAACAACGUUAUCCGCCAGGAAUUGCCUGCUCGCCUCUCGCUGCGUCGUCUCGGCUCACACGUCUGCAUCGUGUGGCUCACUAUCGGAUACUUACUGUUCCUAUUGUUCUCAAACAGUGUCAUCUUAUAUGUUAUGUUCAUAUUUAUAAUGUGGAGCGUCUACAUAUUAAUUAAAGCGUCUUUGAAAAUGUUAAAAAUUAUG